ACUGUCAAAAGGUGGAGUGGGUGACGCGCGUGACCACACACAUUACUGUAAUACUGUACACGGCCGCCGAGAUAAUAUCCGUAUUAAAAAAGGGAAAAAAAAAAAAAAAAAGCGAAAUAAUCCCGAGGUGAGGAGCCGAGGAGCCGAGGCGGACCCGGGCGGGAUGUUGUGGCGUCUCCGCUGAUUUUUGUGUCUCCCUUCGCUUCGUCCGCGGUGACUCGGACCAGCCGCCAGCUCGUUCGCCGUCGACAUUACCGCACUUCACAUGUCUUCGUGCCUCCUUUAGAUUCCAGCCAGCGCAAGGAUUUUUUUUUCUUUUUUCUUCCUCUCUCCCCCCACUACUACUCCUCCUUCGUAAUAAAGUCGCCAUUUUGCUUCACUGCCUGUAUAAACCGUCCCGUAUUCUAAUAUUUUUUUAUUCCCCCCCCACCCCGAAGGAGUCGCGGGGCUGUUUCCAGCUGAUUUCUGGCCAUUAGCGUUUGAGGAGACAGACUGAGGAAGGGUGACGAAGAGGAGGAGGAAGGAGAAGAAGAAGAAGUACCUCGUGGGUUUUUUUUGUUUUUUUUUGCGUGUUAAUGCGGGAGAGGAGCAGAGGGGGCGAGCCGACUGGAAACUGGGAAUAAGGUGAAAACUCUCCGGGAUUUUUCUGUUCAUGCGUGGACGACAUUUCUCUUUUUCCUUCCUUCAUCCUCCACCUCGUCGAGUGGGCAGGAGCGGGAGGAGGUGGGGGGGGGACAGGGCGACGGUGACGGCUGUCCACUUCCUCUCUGUCCCCCCUCCGCCACCGGCAGCCCCGGUGUGACCGCUCCUUGACGCACAGCAGGUGGGAUUGAGAUGUAACGCAACACCGGUGGAGGAGAAGACAGACGAACGCCCACUCAGGUGCCCGUCUCCUGACCCCCAACCUCCCGCCCUCACGUGGGAGGUGACCCGGGGCCACCGGGCCCCACGGAGCCGGGGGACUGUCCGACAGUUCAGGCAUGGAGAGCCCAAGUGCCGCCAGGCUUGGGAAGCUGUCCUCAUCAGGGCUGCCAAAGGGCCGGACUCCCAAGCACGGACAUCCCCAGGAGCCUGUCAGAACUACGCCAGUCCCUGAAAACAACAACAGACACAGUCCAAUGUGUGAUGAGCCAGCAGAAGGGAAGAGGAAAGGUCGUCCCAAAGCAGAAGUGCAGGAACUCAGAAGCAUCCCUGCCCAUAUGAUAGUGCAAUGGAAGGAAGAGUUUAAGCGCCGCUCCAGGGUUAAGUGUCCGUGUUCAGGCUGCUGGUUAGAGUUUCCCAGCAUCUAUGGCGUCAAGUACCACUAUCAACGUUGCCAGGGGGCCACUGUAGCCGAGAAGCUGAGUCAUGGCUGCCCCUACUGUGAGGCAGUGUUCGCCUCAAAGGUCCGCCUGCAGAAGCACAAGCUGUGGAACCACCCUGACAGGGUUACUAUGGAGCCCAAGGAUGAGCAGCAUAAACUUCAAAAGGCUCCUGUCAAGUCUAACACCAAGAAAAGGCCCAUGGAGAACAGCCCGCCCUCUCCUGUGUUCUUCAAAGUGAAAAAGACCCACGAGGUGUCCGCGCCCUCUCAGAACGGGGAGCUGGCCCACCAGAGGAGUGAGAGGAAACAGCACAGCCACGGCCAGCCUUCACAGCAGAUUCACCAGUCCCAGCCAGUCUUUCCUCAGUCCCAGGAGUCGCAGUCCCAGAGCACAUCAUCUGAUGCAGGGGGCAGUGAGAGUGAUGGGGGAAGUCUUCCCCCUUCUUACCUAGAUGAGGACCCAGAGCGAAUGAAGCACAAGCCAGGACGGAAGCAGAAAACUCCCAAGAAAUUCACUGGAGAGCAGCCUUCUAUAUCUGGAACAUUUGGAUUGAAAGGUAUGACUAAGGUGGAGGAAAAGCUAAAAGCAGGUCGUGCAAAGAGACCAGAGGGGAGUGGGUUCAGUGAGGAGCCGCAGAAAAGACCCACUUCAAGUCAGUCCUCCAAGAAAGACCCGGCAACAACAAGCUCUGGUGCUGUUCCUGACACCCAGUGGCAGCGAGCAAUCUCAGAGCGAGGUGAAGUGGUCUGUCCCACCUGCUCCAUCGUCACCAGGAAAACAAUCCACGGCCUCAAGAAACACAUGGAGAUUUGCCAGAAGCUCCAGGACGCCCUGAAGUGCCAACAGUGCCAGAAACAGUUCAGAUCCAAGGCCGGCCUCAACUACCACACCAUGGCUGAACACAGCACCAAGCCCUCAAGGAGCGAAGGCCAGACGGGCGACGAGCAUGAGGAGAGAGAAAGGCUGCGCCGAGUUCUCAAACAGAUGGGACGAAUCAAGUGUCCUAGUGAGGGCUGCUCAGCCCACUUUUCCAGUCUGAUGGGCUACCAGUACCACCAGAAGCGUUGUGGAGGAGAGUUGUCUGAUGAUGAGAAGCCUGUGUUUCUGUGCCAGCACUGUGGAAAGACCUACCGCUCCAAGGCUGGCAGAGACUACCAUGUGCGUACUGAACACCCCCCGACCAUCACCACCAUGACAGCCACCACUAACAACUACAACAAGGACAAUAUAACUGACACCAACAACAACACCGGCAAAGAGAGGAGGGGCGUCCCACCGCUCCACCAGGUGGUCCCUGAGGAGACUCCAUCAGGAGGCAAGAAGCAGCAGAGCCAGUCUGAGAAGACGGACUGGCAGGAGAAGGCACCUUCCGCCUGCCACCCUAAGGAGAAGCAAAGGGACGCCAGGCAGAAGGACAGGGAAAAAGAAAAGGGGAGGGAGCGGGACAAUGAAAGAGCAGUGGAGGACUUUGAACGGACCCCCAGUGGCAGAGUGAGGCGCCGGUCUGCUCAGGUGGCAGUGUUCCACCUGCAGGAGAUAGCAGAGGAUGAGCUGGCCAAAGACUGGGGCACUAAGCGGCGCAUCAAGGACGACCUGGUACCUGACAGCAAGAGGUUAAACUACACGCGGCCUGGUCUCCCCAAUUUCAGCCCAGAGCUACUAGAGACCUGGAAGAACCAAGUCAAGGAGAAGGGCUUCAUCUGCUGUACCAAUGAAAACUGUGAAGCUGUGUAUUCCAGUGUGUCGGGACUUAAAGCUCACCUUGCCAACUGCAGCCAGGGUGGAGGAGAACUGGGGAAGUACAUGUGUCUGAUCUGUCAGAAGGAGUUUAGUUCAGAGAGCGGUGUGAAGUACCACAUCAGCAAGACACACUCACAGAACUGGUUUCGUACUGCAGCCACUGAAGUGGUCUCCAGUAGCAAGAGUAAAGCACCGGAGGAUAACGGGAUCAAACCUGAGGUGAGGAACUGUGCCACCACUGGUAAGAAGAGGGGCCGCAAGCCCAAAGAGCGCCCCUCUGUGAUCGCACCUCUUGAAACAAACACUGAAGCACCUGCCGCCACUCAAAAUUCAACCCUUGCCGUGACUCCUACCUUGGGCCCAACACAAUCUCCGACCUUGAUCCCCGACCCAACGGACAAUGCUAAUUCAGGCCAAAACAGACAGCCCGUCCCCUCGGCCACCAGGCGAAGCAAACCCAAGAGGCUGUCGUUAUCAGAGUAGCUCUGCUUUCGUCGACCCAGGAGACAGAGAGGAAGCUCACUGUAAAUGUUAUGGCAAGGACUUGGCACUGAGAAGAAAGUUAAAACAGCCAUUAAGAAGUAAAACACAAUCCCCAGAGUUUUAUGUGUCUAUUGUUAAAAACAAUACUCAUGUAACAGUAGUGUUUUAUUUCUCCAUUCCACUUUUAUCUCGUUUUCAAGGCACACAUUUCAGUAUCUGUACUCACAGCAGGGGGGCGACAGUCGUAAUGAAAGAUUAAAUCCUGGGUAGAUUUUCUAAACAGAGGUAGUACUCCAAACAAAUGGAGAGUAAAUCUCUACAAGAGAUUCAUUAAUGUUUGAGAGGUUUUUAAAAAAGAUAUUCUAUUAGCAUGGUGAAGUCAUUUAAUGAUAGCUACUGUUUUCACAUUUUUUCACAGAUAUACUGUACUGUGUACAUAAAUAAUAUCUAUAUCUAUAUAUCUAUAUACUCAAAGCAAUGAUGCCAUCUAUUAUUUUUCGAGCCUGACACGUCCAAUUGGAUCAUGAGCAGUCAGGAGUUUUUGCAGUGUGUGCUGUAGUGCAAUGUCGUUUUGAACUUGAUUCUUUAAUUUCUUCCUGGUUUUACUUUGUUCAUUUUUUUUUACUUUUGAUGUCUCAAGUAAGCAAUUGUCAUAUAAGCUAAAAUGUUGGUCAGUUGUAAAUCCUGUUCUACUCCAUUUUAUCCUACAGUUACGUGAGUGUCACAUCAGGGACACUGAUUUUAUUUCAUCUGGAUCACAUGGCAGUGAAAGGAAUCUGCUUUGACAACCAUAAUUAUCGUGUCUUACGCGCUUCUUUUACACUGAGGUUAAUAAGCAGAAAGUGAUUGUUUGAGAUUUACAUCUGUAAGCUAUGAGUUAGUUACAUUAAUACUUAAUAUGGCUUUGUUUAAUUGAUUUUAAACAAGAAAAACUUGAAGUUUUCUGUCUAAAAUAGGACUGGCAAUGUUAGACAGAAGGAUGAAUUUUGUGUGAAGCUUGUUGCACCAUUGCAGCACAAUCAAAUGAUGUGACACCAUGUUAAAGAAAGCCAUGUUUUGGCUCCUGCUUUAGCUUGAAUCUCAGAACAGAGGAGAGAAUUAAAAAUACUAUCUUUUAUAGAGUUUGAGGAAAAAAAUCUUUUAUUAAAACGAAAAAAAUGCAAAUCAAGAUUAAUACUUAUAAAACGGUUUAUGAAUUAAUUCCUGGGUGCUCAAAGUUAUUGCCUUGCACUUUAACCCUUCUCACUCCCCUCUUGUAUUUUUGCACUCCAGGAGAAAUUCAGCUUGGCCUCGCGGCCGUCAGGUACAGGAGCGGGAAUAUUUUACUCUGAUGAAAAAUUAAACUAGAGAUAAUCUAAAUUUGUUAUUGAGCAGCGUGGUUAGCUCUUUCUAUUCAUUAUGUGUGAUCCAACAUGACCGUAUUAUUAUGACUCACCACGCAAAGCCAUAACUGGUCAUGUUUAAGACCGCUCUCGCAUUUAUUGUUGGUUUAUCUUGAGAUUCAAGAGAAGUAAUCCGAUAUUAUUACAUCUGUUCAAAUCUAAAAAUGUGUGCAAUCAGAGAAUAUUUUCACUUAAAUGUGUUUAAAGUACUUGAACCAAAAGUUCUAUUAAGAAAUUGAGCAAAUGAAAACUCCAUAAAUAUUUGAUUUAUAUUUCCGGUGUAUGGCCAUGAAAAAAUGACUUGCUUACUUAAAAUAAGUCCGAUGAUAAAUCUAUUUUAUAUUCUCUUGUGUGUAUUACGUAGGUAGCAAUCUGAUAGCUUUGGGGAAAGUUGUGAUGUGAGGAUAUUCUGGUGAGAUAAUAAGGGUGCUUUACUUGCCAUUCUACCUUAAGGACCUGAUACAACUCAAUUCAAGUCCAUUGAUCCAUCCUCUAAAUUUUGCACCAACAAAUGUCAAUGUCGUCAUUGAAAUCAAGCACUGAUGUCAGCAGAACAUUUUCACGUAACAUCGGAUUUUGAAUUUCUCGGUACGUGUCCCGGGUGGUGUCACCCCUGCGCCGUGACCUUUUACAUUGCUAAGCAAAGAUUCGAGCUGAAUUCCUCCAUUAUUAAUCAACUGAUGGAGUUUAUUCGGAUGGGGAUGAAUAUGCAUGUGUCUGUCUCUGGGAGUGGGAUGGACGUUUAACUUCUAUCCAGGUUCAACGGACGGGAAGACGCAAGACAAGCACUGAUUGGUCCUAUGACCUUUUCAAUAGGAGUCGUCCAGAGUGUGUGUGUGUGUGCGUGCGUGUGUGUGUGCGUGCGUGUGUGUGUGUUUGUGGUAAACAGUUAGCACCUUUGUAAUGACUGGAUGUCAGAAAUGGUAACACUUUGCGUCAAGUGUUACGCCGUGGCACAGAAUCAGUUCAUCAGCUGCUUGUUACUCAUUUCAUUAAUAACGUCACAUUGACUGUGUUUACCUGACAAGCUUUGGUGUUGCAAUAUGAUAGUUUAGCACUGCUUUUAACAGUGGGUAUUUUAUAUUUUAUCACACCCUUUACUAUCUGUCUUCCUACGAUGUGGAAAACAUAUCUAUCCCGCAGUGUGAGCUGACUGCAACAUGUUUUAGAGAGUACAGCAAUACACCAUAAUUAGCUGUUUUUGUUGGCUUGCUGAUAUUUUGAUAUUGAUGUGUCUUUUCAGAAAUGUAUGGCUUUUUUUUUCACUCCCCUACUUUUGUUUGUUUGCUUUGAAAAAUGCUUUUUACAUAUUAUGAAGUCUAAAAAAGAAAAGGUUGAAAAAAUUUGUAGACCACAAGGAACAUUGUAGGCCUAUGUGUCGGCAUACACUGUUAUUUUAUUCAUUUUGAUGAUGCACAUAAAAUGAGCUUUUUCAGUACACAACGACAAACACAUUGAGAGAGAGUCCUUUAUUAUUAUCUAUUCAAUAUGGGACAACAAGGCAUAUGUAUGUGUGUUUGUUUCUGUAUUUAGUGCACUUACUAUACCAUGAAAUAGGCUUGAAAUAGGAGUGUUGUUGGAGCUUUCUAGUUACCUGGACUGUGUGUGGUGUGACUUUUGUACCUGGGGAAACAGCAGGCUCGAGCGUCUUCCCUUUGUCAGCAAUGUUAUCUCCAAACCCAAGCUUAAUCCUCACAAAUCCCCUUCGACAGCCUGAGAAUUUUACCCUUUAUUUGGCCAACAGUGGUUCAUUUUAUAUGCUACCUACACUUCAAAAGCAGGAAAUGGUUUCCGCCUUUGUUGUUGGGGCCAUUGUGAUGAAACUGUUGAGAGUUUUACGAGAUGAUGUUGUAGCUCCUAACUGGUUAUAAUAUAUAAGUAACAGGUGAAAUUAGACUAAUGAUGUAUUAAAGAUUUCCAUAUCUGAAAUUAAGCUGUAUAGUAUCUAACGUGGGAGGCGUCAGUGCCUCCUUUGAGUCUGAACUGUUACAAUUUUUCUCCAAAACUUGUUGUAUUACCUGUGCAUUAGUAUCCCUCAACUAAUUAAUAAAAGUUUGUUGACUAAA
Molecule: messenger RNA, 6975 nt
Organism: Hippoglossus stenolepis (Pacific halibut)
Lineage: Eukaryota; Metazoa; Chordata; Actinopteri; Pleuronectiformes; Pleuronectidae
Gene: znf512b
Product: zinc finger protein 512B
Exons: 17
Coding region: 981-3527 (848 amino acids)
Molecular function (GO): zinc ion binding
Source: RefSeq, a predicted model, not a curated record